Molecule: messenger RNA, 555 nt
Organism: Drosophila nasuta
Lineage: Eukaryota; Metazoa; Arthropoda; Insecta; Diptera; Drosophilidae
Product: chromosomal protein D1-like
Exons: 2
Coding region: 1-555 (184 amino acids)
Molecular function (GO): DNA binding
Source: RefSeq, a predicted model, not a curated record
AUGGAAACCAUCAAGAAACGCGGAAGGCCCUCAACAGGCCCAAAAACUCCAAAAACCCCUUCAGGGAAUGGACGCGGUCGGCCAAAGAAAAUCGAAGACCCAACAAGCCCUAAGAAAGAUAAGAAGACGCCAGUCAAAGUAGUACUUCCCACUCCGAAAAAAGCAACGCCUAAGCCCAAGAAAGUAGCGGGAACUCCUGUCAAGAAAGCGUUGGAAAACGCUGAGGAGCCUGUGCGCCACCUUGGUCGUCCCUCGAAGAAGAAGCCAUACACGUAUGUGCCAACAGGACGCCCCCUGGGCCGUCCGCCAAGUGGCAACCCUUCGACCAAGCUGAACAUCAUUCGCACUGGCCGCAAGCCCGGACGCCCAAAGGCAAAGCGUGAGCCAUACGUGCCGACUGGACGUCCGCGUGGACGCCCAAAGGUAAAUCAGCUGGUUGUUGACGACUCUGAGGAAGUGGACGAAGAACCUGGGACUCCAAAAAAACGCGGUCGCCAGCAACUCGCCGACAACAUAAAGUCGCCGUCUCCCAGCAAGUUAAUUAAGCUUUUUUAA